This is a messenger RNA of Penicillium digitatum Pd1, 741 nucleotides long. It is a transcript of the gene pup2, whose product is annotated as proteasome core particle subunit alpha 5. Gene Ontology annotation, biological process: proteasome-mediated ubiquitin-dependent protein catabolic process. Lineage: Eukaryota; Fungi; Ascomycota; Eurotiomycetes; Eurotiales; Aspergillaceae. The record is from RefSeq and is a predicted model, not a curated record. Gene Ontology annotation, cellular component: nucleus; proteasome core complex, alpha-subunit complex; proteasome core complex.
AUGUUCAUUGCACGAUCAGAAUAUGACCGUGGAAUCAACACCUUCUCCCCAGAAGGUCGUUUGUUCCAGGUCGAAUACUCUCUAGAAGCUAUCAAACUAGGCUCCACCGCCAUCGGAGUAGCAACAUCCGAGGGUGUCAUCCUUGGUGUUGAGAAGCGCGUUACAUCUACGCUGCUCGAAGCGUCGUCUGUCGAGAAGAUCGUCGAAAUCGAUCAGCACAUCGGCUGUGCCAUGUCCGGUCUGCAGGCCGAUGCCCGCAACCUGGUUGAGCACGCCCGCGUUGAGUGCCAAAAUCACGCGUUCCACUACGCCGAGCCUCUGCGAGUCGAGAGCACCACACAAGCAAUUUGCGAUUUGGCCCUGCGAUUCGGUGAGAGCGGUGAUGACGAGGAGAGUGUCAUGAGUAGGCCUUUUGGUGUUGCGCUGUUAAUCGCCGGUUACGAUGAGGACGGGCCCCAACUAUACCACGCUGAACCAUCCGGCACAUUCUACCGAUAUGACGCCAAGGCCAUAGGCUCGGGAAGCGAAGGCGCGCAGGCGGAGCUGCAGAAUGAAUACCAUAAGUCUUUGACUCUGGUAGAGGCCGAGAUGUUAGUCCUCAAGACACUGAAGCAGGUCAUGGAGGAGAAGCUUGAUUCGAAGAACGUCCAGCUGGCCAGUGUCACCAAGGAGAAGGGUUUCCGUAUCUACAAUGAUGAGGAGAUGGGCCACGCUGUCACACAGCUGGGUGGCAACCAAUGA